This is a messenger RNA of Bradysia coprophila, 1077 nucleotides long. RefSeq lists its product as uncharacterized. Gene Ontology annotation, cellular component: cytoskeleton. Lineage: Eukaryota; Metazoa; Arthropoda; Insecta; Diptera; Sciaridae. The record is from RefSeq and is a predicted model, not a curated record.
CAUUCAAUGUAAUUUACUUCAGUACUUUCUACGUUAAAGGACAACCCAAAUUUUCGUUGAAACUUUUGAAUUCGCUUAAAGCUUUUACAACAAAUUAUUCGUUCAAAUUAUUCAAAAAAUUAACUGGAAAUGGUCAAGAAAGCUAUAGACUAUUCACCGUUUUAUCCGACCACUUUGGGCACUAAAUCUCAUGAUGUAACUUUGCGUCAGUUACCCGCUUAUUCUAUUCGCCCAAAGCCGGAAAUAAAAGACAAAUGCUAUUCACCGGGUCCAGGAGCAUAUCCAAAGGAUGAUAGAAAGAAAGGAUUCGAAAUUCCUAAACCUCUAUAUCCUGCUGACAAUUCUUUCAAAUACAGCAUUGGUGUACGAGGAAAGGAGCCCAAAAAGUUCCAAACUCCAAGCCCGGCCGCAUAUCCGAGACUAGAAGAGGAUCGCAAUCCAUUGGCGAAAAAUGAAAUCCACUCAAUUUAUCCGAAAGACAACGCAAACAAGUUUUCUAUUGGAGUACGGAGACAACCAAGGACUUUACCAAAAUCACCUGGACCGGCGACAUUCCCUCGUGACAAAGAUACGAGCAAAAACUUAAAUUCUCUAUUGCCCGAGGAAAAAGGAAAUAAAUUUACAAUUCCUGAAAGACGGAUGGAGAAAAACGUUCGAAUGUCACCCGGUCCAGCUCAAUAUCCGUGCGUAAAAAAGGCGUUGAAAAAUGAGGUGAUGUCAAUUUACCCGGCGCCAACUCAAUUACUGCCUACAAUGAAAGCGCGUCACGACGUCUCAAUUAAACACCGAAUUCCGGCUCCUAAUGUGUAUCCAUUGGUAGAAGAAGCUAAAGCUGACCCGAAAGAACCGAAAGAUCUAACUAAAAAAAUGAUUCCGGGCAAACGUUCACCAUUAUAUUCCAUUGGUGUCAAGCACAGCCCGAAGCAACACAUUUUGAUAUUGAAGGAGGAUGAAUACUAAAUUGGUCGGACAAUUUCUACAUCUGCAUCGAAAGUGGAUUGAAUUUUUAUUUAAUUUAAAUUUUACGUUCAAAUUUUGCUGUUCGCUAUUCUUUGCAAUAAACUUUAUACUUUCGAC